Molecule: messenger RNA, 5438 nt
Organism: Oncorhynchus mykiss (rainbow trout)
Lineage: Eukaryota; Metazoa; Chordata; Actinopteri; Salmoniformes; Salmonidae
Product: C-Maf-inducing protein
Cellular component (GO): nucleoplasm; cytosol
Source: RefSeq, a predicted model, not a curated record
UUUGGUAUCACAUGAACGAGAAAGGACCAAUCCAAGUGGCUCUAUCGAAGUUAUUUUGCGAAGAUAGAGGAAGACCGAAAAGGGAACCUUACCAAUGAACAUUUAAAGACAAAAAACCGUCGCCUUUUGGAUUUGGGUCUUUUGUAUCAGAGCUACGUGAUUAGUAUAAAUUAAAUCUAUGGAUUAUGUUAGCUGAACUGGGGCUGGCAAUGGCCCAAACAUAUUGAAUAGAUCGUUGGGGGAGCGAAACGCGACGUUGUAGUGGGCUUUGUACGGAUAAAGGAUUAUUUGCCUACACAAUAACUGCUCCGUCGUGAAAUACCCCCACCAAAGAUUCGUUCAUGGCUUUUCUGUCAGUGUCUCCGCCGUGUCUGUUUUCCGCUCGCAACACCAUUUUAACUAUUGAGGUCGCAUCGCUGUAGUUUUGCUCCCAAGCCCUACAAUCUACACACCGCCGGCUUUCCUUUUUAUAUAUAUAUAUUUUUUUUUUAACUACUAAAAGUACAUAGUUACAUAGUAGGAUAAUUUUUGCGACCAAAUAAAUAUGGAUUUUAACAGCAGCGGUGGGGGAAACGAGCUACAUAAUAACCAAUUCUAUCAAUCUGAGGAGAGCAAGCCUUUGCUUGGAGAGAUGUCUGUGCCGUUGGAGGGGAAUAAUAAUAAAUUAUGCGCCGGGCCGUGCAAGAGAACCCUGCAACAUUGCAGCAGCGGGAUGCGAUAUAAACUACUACAGGAGGGAGACAUCCAGGUGUGUGUGGUCAAACACCCUCGGACCUUCCUCAGCAAAAUUCUAACCUCAAAAUUCUUACGGAGAUGGGAACCGCACCACCUCACCUUGACAGACAGCAGCCUGGCGUCUGCGACGCCCACGGGGUACAUGGAGGCUGCCCUGUCCUACAGCACCAUAGAGGACCUGCAGCUGCUCUCCUGGGAUAACGCCCCCAAAUACUGUGUGCAGCUCAGCUUCCCCGGGGGCACCGUCCUCCUGCAGGCAGCCAACAGCUAUCUGCGGGACCAGUGGUUUAAUUCUCUACAGUGGAAGAAAAAGAUCUAUAAGUACCGUAAGGUUCUGAACAACCCAAGUCGCUGGGAGGUGGUUCUGAAGGAGAUCAGAUUGCUGGUGGACAUGGCCCUGACCUCUCCCCUGCAGGAUGAGUCCAUCCACCAGGCCCCCCUGCAAAUCAUCUCCACCCUGCUGGCUGAGAACACCAACCUCAGCACUCAGGACCAUGAGAACAUCAUUGUGGCCAUCGCUCCUCUCCUGGAAAAUAACCACCCUCCACCGGACCUGUGUGAGUUCUUCUGCAAGCACUGUCGGGAGCGUCCGCGGUCCAUGGUUGUGAUUGAAGUGUUCACCCCUGUGGUCCAGAGAAUCCUCAAACACAACAUGGACUUUGGGAAGUGCCCCAGACUGCGUCUCUUCACUCAGGAGUACAUCUUGGCUCUAAAUGAGCUCAACGCUGGGAUGGAGGUCGUCAAGAAAUUCAUUCACAGCAUGCAUGGCCCCACCGGGCAGUGCCCUCACCCCCGUGUCCUGCCCAACCUGGUGGCAGUGUGCUUGGCUGCCAUCUACUCCUGCUACGAGGACUUCAUCAACAGCCGGGACAACUCCCCCAGUCUGAAGGAGAUAAGGAACGGCUGCCAGCAACAGAAUGAGCGUAAACCCCCUCUGCCCCUCCGCCUACUCCGCCCAGAGCCCCUGACACCCGCACCCACAGGUCUGCUGUCCCUCUCCCCUCCCCCCUCAGCUCCCCUCCCCCCUCCCCCCACACUGCCCCUCUCUCCUCCGCCUUCCAUCGUCAACUCCAGUGAGAUCCUGGUGGAGUUGGAACGCAACAACAACACUGCCAACGCCAGGCGGAAGGGCCCAGGGGGAGGCGACAGUGAGCCCAACCUGAUCGACUGUCUGCUGGUCAGCCCCGCCCUCAACGCCCUGUCAAUCCAGCUGCCUGCCCAGGCCGACCGCGUGCUUGGCUGCUUCGCACUCAUCCUCAAAAUGCUGUCUGACUACGAUGACUGGAGACCCGCCCUGGCUAGCCUGCUGCAGCCCAUCCCAUUCCCCAAAGAGGCCCUUGCACAUGCCAAAUUUACAAAAGAGCUGAAACAUGUUAUUCAGAGGUUUGCAGAGGACCCCAGACAGGAGGUCCACUCCUGUCUGCUCAGUGUGCGCUCAGGAAAGGACGGUUGGUUCCAGCUCUACAGUCCAGGGGGUGUGGCUUGUGAUGAUGAUGGGGAGCUCUUUGCCAGCAUGGUUCACAUUCUUAUGGGCUCCUGUUACAAAACUAAGAAGUUUCUCCUGUCCCUGGCUGAAAACAAGCUGGGGCCCUGCAUGCUCCUGGCUCUGCGUGGGAACCAGACCAUGGUUGAGAUCCUGUGCCUGAUGCUGGAGUACAACAUCAUUGAGAACAAGGACACCCAGCUGCAGAUCAUCUCCACCCUGGAGAGCACUCCGGUGGGCCUUCACAUGUACGAGCAGCUGUGUGACAGGCAGAGGGAGCUCAAAGAGCUGCAAAGAAAAGGAGGCCCCACCCGACUCACUCUGCCCUCCAAGUCUACAGAUGCAGACCUUGCCAGGCUGCUGAGCUCUGGCUCCUUUGGGAACCUGGAGAACCUGAGUCUUGCCUUCACCAACGUCACCAGUGCCUGUGCGGAACAGCUCAUCAAAUUGCCCUCUCUCAAACAGCUCAACCUUUGGUCCACCCAGUUUGGAGAUACAGGAUUGCGGUUGCUGUCUGAACACUUGGCGUGUCUGCAGGUGUUGAAUCUGUGUGAGACACCCGUGACCGACGCCGGCCUGCUGUCCCUCAGCUCCAUGAAGAGCCUGUGCAGUUUGAACAUGAACAGCACAAAGCUCACAGCAGACACAUACGAGGACUUAAAGGCCAAACUCCCCAAUCUGACGGAGGUGGAUGUCCGCUACACCGAGGCCUGGUGAACACAUCCUGUGUGACAUCACUAGAACACCAACUCCCACACCAUCCAAACAUGAGGAUUACCUGAUAUCAACAGAACACAUAGUCUCUCUUACAUCAACAACAAGAGGAUCCUCUCCCAUCUGCAGACGAGGACCUUUUUUUUUUUUUAAUCUGGAGAUGACAUCAGAACGCCUGGACCUCUCUAGUAACAUCAUGUCAAGCGAGAAUUACUAUCUUUCUAGUGACAUCGUCAAAAUACAAGGAGCUCCUUUUUAGCGACAUCAUCAAAAAAGCAAGGACCCACUUUCUUGUGACACAAGGGACCUUAUCUUUCUCUCUCAUGCGUGGUUUCUCACUCUGUUCCUGUCCACAUCAUCCUAUUUGCCCUCAAUAGACUCCUCAUAGAUUUAUUCAGUGUUGUGUCAAAUGUACACAGAACACCAAGUAAACAAGUGGAUAUUUCUCCCCUCCCUCUCUCCCACUCUCUCUGAGGACCUUUAUGUUUAAAUGCACUCUUCCCUCCAUUUACUGGGAGCUCUUCUAUCCUUGUCUGAUCAAGGUUAGAUAACCAGGUCACAUUCCAGUACACUUUUGAUAUUGCCUCUAGUUCAAUCCAAAUGUAGCUCUAAAGAUGUGUCCAAUUGUCAUUUCGGUCUUGUUUUUUUUUGUUUGGGUUCUUUCAGGUUCAGAUUCUGGCCUUUCCAGUCCUUUAUUGGGGAUGAGGUGCUACCUCAAACAAAAUAAAAAUUGCAAGACUGUGCCUAAUUCCUCAUAUGACACUCAAUCAAUUUUUAUCAACUUGAAUGAACAUAUUUUUCCAGACAUCUCUGCAUUCAUAUAUUGUGUGUGACAUUUAAGCAGACAUUUCAGGAGCUCUGCUCUGUGGUUGCAACACUAUUAAAAGGAAGAAAUGUUUCCUUUUAAUUUGUGUUUUCAAUGUACAUAACUCCCAUAUUUAAUAGAAUGAUUGUGUAGUAGGUGGUCUGGGACUGCCUUGUAUUUAUGAUUUCUCAACUUCAUAUCCCUCUUUCUGCCUCCCAUUAUUUUCUCAUAUGUUAAGACACUUUCCAGGCAUACCGCAGUUGACUUUCAUCACACAAUCAAUCGAGAUGUUGCCUAACAUUCUUAUCCAUGCGGAGGCCUAAACUGAAGCCCUAUGUGCACCUUGCAUCAACCUCUCAAUGUUGACUUUUUUUUUUUUCUAAAGAUAAAUAUGGGAUACAUUUUGAUAUUAGCUGUAGAUAUACAGGCCAUGGUCAUCCUUAGGAGUAUUUUGUGAUAAAUGUCAGGAGUGAACAGACUCUGUAGAGGCAACAGCAUGGUGUAUAGAUGACCCUGUUUAAAAAAGCAGCACAUAACCUGCCCAGAGUCUCUAGAAUAAGACCUUUGUGGUUGGUCGGUCAGUACCAGAGUGGAAAGCCAAACAAGUUCAUUUCUGUUUCAAUCCAUUUUUUUUUUGUUGCCAUACUGCACUUCAGACACAAAUAUAUUGUAUCAUACAUCAGUACUAUCUGAUACAGUGGCAUAGAAUCACGUGCUAAUCAUUUGUUCACAGAGCCACAUUUCUCUCUACUCUGACUAGGUAUCCCUCUUUCCCUUUGCCCAUCAAGCAUGGAGAGAGGGCACUGUUUUGGAGUAUGCUCACCCAUUUAUGUAGUACAUGUAGCUGGGGUAAAAUGUUUCAUUCCUCCAUCUUCAUUUGGAAUCAUGAGAACACUGUUUGCAUGGGCAAUACCACCAGUUCUGAAUAGAUUUCCUAUAUUAUUACCAAGGAAUGUGAUAUUACAGCAUUCAGGUAUGUGGUAACUUGGCCCACACAAACUGCAGAAGAGUUGUCCCUCUGUCUCUUCUGCUUUAGGUGGUUUUGAUGAAUCUGUUCCUUCUCUGUGCCCUUUCAGGGCGUCUCGUACACAAUCGGAGCGUUAUUCUGUAUGCCCGACUCUGGUUCCUUCCACUUUUGUUUUCUCCAGAAUGCUCAAGAAUUCUUUCCGUUCAGUUUUGGCAGAACUUUCAGGACACAGUUGGACACCGUCCAAUAAGAUUUCAAUGCUAUGUUGAUUUUGAGUGCCACGACGGUUCGGUGCACUAAAUGUUGUUGUAUAUGGCCACCAGGCUUAGGACCUCAUGCUGUCACAUCCUGUAUAAUGUAAAUACAAGUGUAUAUAAUUUUCUGUCCCUCUCUAUGUUCCCCUCCGCUCUGUGUUUCUCUUAGUCUCCCUGUUAGGGAGGCUGUUGCCUUCAUCUUCAGGAUGUGUGCGUGUGGUCAUUACUUUAAUUUUCACACAAAGUGCACUGUAAUCUAACUUCCAUUAUGUUUUCAUGGUAAUUGUUAUGGCUGAUUUUGUAUUUGUUUCAACAGUUUGUUUGAUUUGAUCACUUUAAUCAAGUGUUUGUCAUCUGUUUUGUAUAUACAGUACCAGUCAAAAAUGUGGACACUUACUUUCUUUUUACUAUUUUCUACAUUUUAGAAUAAUAGUGAAGACAUCAAACCUAUGAAAUAACACACAUGGAAUCAUAUAGUAA